AUGCAUAAGAUAAGGAAUCUGGCAUUCAGCACUGACAUGACACCAUCCCUAACCCUAAGUAUCUACUCUGACAGAUUUGACUUCCGAAACAGAGGAGAGUGCGCCUCCGCUCUCCUCGCGAUAUUCAGGGUACCUGAAUCUCACCCCCAGGUGCACCCGGCGGGCCCGGGCGGCCGGCAGGGGCGGGAUUCCUGGCCGAGAUUCCCGGCCGGGACCGCGGCGCCCCCGGUACCCUUUAGAGCCGGGCGGCCUUCUCACAGCCCAGCCGCGGAGCGGCGGACGCCCGGCGAGGCGCAGGUGAGCCAGGCCGUCCGGCCGGCGCGCGCCAACUCCCGCGGCGGGCUGGGCGCUGGGCUGCUGCUCACGUGGAUCGACGCCACCGCCUGCCUUACGGGUAAAAAACAUACUGGGGUUUCCUGUAUUACAGCCUCAGUGGAUGACAUACAAUUUGAGGAGACAGCUAGAGUUGGACAAGUUAUAACCACCAAAAUGAAAGUUACUAGAGCAUUCAGCAUAAGCAUGGAGAUCAGCAUCAAAGUCAUAGUACAAGACAUAUUCACUGGCAUUGAGAAACUUGUUAGUGUGGCCUUCUCUACAUUUGUAGCCAAACCUGUUGGAGAAGAAAAGAUAAAUGUUUUUUUCUUUCUCUGGGUUCAUUUAAAACCAGUCACACUUCUAUGAGAUCAUGUGGAACUUAAUCUGGCUUCUGAGGGAAUAAAAGUUCGAUUACAACAUGAAGAUACCAUUAAAAACCUGAUAAAGGAAAGUAGCAAGUUUGAUGGUCUCACUUGUAAUGAGGAGGAAGGAAUAGUUUCCACGAAGGGCACCUCUGUUCAGAGCAUUGAACUUGUCCUCCCACCCCAUGCAAACCGUCAUGGAAAUACAUUUGAUGGCCAGAUUAUGGCUUGGAUGGAGACGGUGGUUACUGUUUCUGCAAGCUGCCUGUGUCAAGUUCACGCAUUUCUGAAGUCCAUGGACAUGUUUAAGUUCCGGGGACCAUCUACAGUUGGAGAUUAUCUUGUCUUCAAUGUCCUUGUCAACAAUACAUUUCAGACCUGUGUCGAAUUGAGAGUGUGCGUGGAGGCCUCUGACUGCCAAGAGAGGUUAGGGCUGGGGUGUCAUAUCAACAGUGCUUUUCUCACUUAUAAUACUGUUGAUGAUAAGGAAGAACUGAUCGCAUUUCCAAGAAUUGAACCCAUAUCAGAGGAUGAUUUUAGACAAUAUCAUGGAGAUAUUGCACACGAGAGAAUUCGCCUAGGCAGAAAAUAUGUUAUUUCUCACAAAGAAGAGAUUCUACUUUGCGUACACCGGGAUAUUAGCAACCAGGUAUCCCUGAGAGAUGGCAAUGCAGAGGCUCUCAAAAAGCGUGGUUGGGAGGUCACCAGUUCUGCGGAAAAGAUAAAAAUAUAUACUCUGGAAGAGCAUGUGGAAAUACCGGCACACUUGGCUUAUCAUCUCUUGUCUGACUUUACUAAGCAUUUGUGGGACCCCCAUUCUGUGUCUUGUGAAGUCACAGACUGGGUGGGUAAAGAUGAUCAGAUAUAUCAUUGUCCUGUAGUGAAUGGUGACAAACCCAAAGACUUGGUAGUACUUUUAUCAUGAAGAAAGUCUCACAAAGAUGGGUGAUGAUCUUUCUGUAACACUUACACAGUGGCAGUGAAGUCAGUUAUUCUGCCAUCAGUCCCACCUUCUCCAUAGUACGUCAGAAGUGAAAUUUUAUGUGCUGGAUUUCUCAUCCAUGCUAUUGACGGCAGUUCGUGCAUCAUAAGUUUGAUGAAACAUCUGUGGGUUAUUUUGCUCCUACAGAUAUGAGAAAUCGUUUACUCAGAUUUCCUAAUUGACUGUAAUUCUGCAGUGUAUGUCCACACCUGGAGAAUAAAGUCAUCCUUUCAGAUCUGUUCCAGAAGGUCCCCAGGAGAGUAGGGACCUAGCUUCU
This is a messenger RNA of Pteropus alecto (black flying fox), 1936 nucleotides long. RefSeq names its product acyl-CoA thioesterase 12 (gene ACOT12). Gene Ontology annotation, molecular function: acetyl-CoA hydrolase activity; lipid binding. Lineage: Eukaryota; Metazoa; Chordata; Mammalia; Chiroptera; Pteropodidae. Gene Ontology annotation, cellular component: extracellular exosome. The record is from RefSeq and is a predicted model, not a curated record.